Rhinichthys klamathensis goyatoka is the source of this 1643-nucleotide messenger RNA. RefSeq lists its product as uncharacterized. The record is from RefSeq and is a predicted model, not a curated record. Bases 364 to 1242 code for a protein of 292 amino acids. The transcript is spliced from 5 exons. Lineage: Eukaryota; Metazoa; Chordata; Actinopteri; Cypriniformes; Leuciscidae.
GUGUUAAAAUACAUUCAAUUAUGUAUUAUUUUAAACCUCUAAAAUCAGAAAAGUAUCUGUUGUCUUACCAGUUUUUUCCACUUCAGGUUUCAUGCUCUGACGCUAACAGCUGCGGUAAAACCUUUGGUCUAUUUUUUAGGUCAGUGUAACCUUUUACUCGACAAACCUUUCUGUGUCCUAUUAGACGUUUGCAGUUGUUCAGUGUGUUUUACUUUGUUCUGGAUUUAGAAGGAUUUUACAUUUUACAAGGAUUUUAAUUUUCCUUUAGAAAGUGGAGUGUGUGGUUGUUGGAUAUUUCAUGAAUUUCUGUUCAUCACACCACAGCACUAUGAGGAGUGUGUUGCUUUCAGAGACAUUUUGAAUAUGAUGUCAGACGCUGCCGUCUUCUUUCUAUGUGUGUGUGUCACAACUUUUUCAGGUGUGUUUAGUGAUACAGAUGAAGUGAAGUCAGUGUCAGUGACUGAGGGAGAUUCUGUCUCUCUAAACACUGAUGUUCAAGUACAGAGAGGAGAUCAGAUACUGUGGACGUUUGGACCUCAAAACACUCGAAUAGCUGAAAUCUUUAAAAGGGACCAAAUGAACUAUGUAUUUGUCAGUAAUGAUGGAAUAUUCAGAGACAGACUCCAGAUGGACAAUCAAACUGGAUCUUUGACCAUCAGAAACAUCAGAUCUGAACACACUGGACUUUAUAAACUGUACGUCAUCAGCAGUAGAAAAACACUGAAGAGAUUCAAUGUUACUGUCUAUGCUCCUCUACCCAUUCCUGUCAUUUCCAGUCACUCUUUAAACUGUUCAUCAUCAUCAUCAUCAUCAUCAUCUUCAUCAUUAAGAUCAUCAGAGUCCAGAUGUUCACUGGUGUGUUCAGUGUGGAAUGUGAGUGAUGUGACACUCUCCUGGUACGCAGGAAUCAGUGUAUUGUCCAGCAUCAGUGUGUGUGAUCUCAGCAUCAGUCUCUCUCUACCUCUGGAUGUGGAAUAUCAGGAUAACAACACAUACAGCUGUGUGAUCAACAAUCCUGUCAGAAACCAGACCACACAUCUGGACAUCACUGAACUCUGUCACACAUGUGAAGAACUCGUGCAGCCGUCACAUUGGGUGGGAAAAUCGGUUAGUUUAGUGAUUCUGGCUGUAUUAGUUGUGGCGGCAAUAAUCUUUCUCAGAACGAAGAGUAAACCAGGAACACAAAAGGGCAAGUAUUACUUUUUUCAUCAAAGAUAUGAACAUUCAGGGUUCAUUCAGUGAAAUUAAGAUGUGCCUCAAUAUCUGUUUUUAAAACAGUAUUUCAGACUUAUUUUGUAGUUUGAAAAUGUGAUUAUUAUUAUCAUUAAAACAGUCCAGUCUUGUGAGGAAGAGGCACUUUAUGCCGAAACAACAUUUCGUGCACGCAGUGUUCACAGUACGAAGGCUAAUGGAGAGGACCACAUCAUAUACUCGAUUGUUAAUGUAACGUGACAUUUUCAGUGUAUGUCCAUGUUAAAAAUACUGUAUGUAUUUUACUUGAAACAUUCCUCUCAGUAUUUUCUGCGACUAAUAUUACACUGCCAUGUAAUUUUCAAGUAACUCAUUUUAGAGAAAGUUGCUGUGUGUGGGCUCAAGUGCAUCUUAAGAGACCAUAAGGAUAGAUUUGCAGAGUUAUGAACAGU